Messenger RNA from Megachile rotundata (alfalfa leafcutting bee), 4397 nucleotides. RefSeq names its product tonsoku-like protein. NCBI's taxonomy places the organism in Eukaryota, Metazoa, Arthropoda, Insecta, Hymenoptera, Megachilidae. Gene Ontology annotation, cellular component: nuclear replication fork. The record is from RefSeq and is a predicted model, not a curated record. Gene Ontology annotation, biological process: replication fork processing; double-strand break repair via homologous recombination. Gene Ontology annotation, molecular function: protein binding.
UUCAGGCGGAGUAAAAACUGAGGGAUUUUGUUGUCCAGCACCAUCUAGUGGCCGGUGUAUCCUAGUAUAUGUAUAUUCGACAUUUGACGAUCGAUGGUAAUUUUGAUGUCUAGUAACUUAACAAUUUUGUUUCGCUCCUGCAUCAAUGACUUCGUACUCUCUUCUUUACCGUUACGAGGCGUCUGCUGUAGCGUUUGAUACUUUUCGUGCGUGACUGUGCUUUCGGUUUAUACUUGUCUCUGUGCCUGUGAGACAUGUUCCCAAGCUCAAAGGAGGCUUGAAUUAAACCCAAUAAAUCGAAUGUAAAUCACUUGUUUCUAUAAUAAUUUACAUUUGUAAACAAUGGAUAUCGAAAGAUUAAGCAAAAAGAAGAAACGGAUCAAACGUGAUGGCAACCUUCAGCAAUUGGCUGAAAUUGUUAAGGAGCUUGGAGAUAUAUAUUUUGAAACUGGAAAGUAUGAAGAUGCUUUACAAGAGUAUAAGGAGCAGUUAGAAGUUUGCAACACUUUAGGAGAUAAACUAAACAUUGCUGUAGCUCAUAGAAUGGUUGGAGAGAUAUAUGCAAAUUUAGGCACCUAUGAGGAAGCAUUAAAGCAUCAAAAUUUAUAUUUGGAAGGAGCCCAAGAGAUAAACAAUUUGUUGGAAGAACAACGUGCUUAUGCAACAUUAGGUAGAACAUAUUUCUGUUGGGCAGAAAGUUUGCCUGGUGAAUCUGAGAAUAAAUCUGAUGCUCUUGCAAGUGCUAAAAAAGCAUAUAUGAAGAGUAUACGUCUUUGCAAUGAAUUAGGAGAUACAAAUAUCGAGUUGAAAGAAUUAAUCACUAUGAGAGCUAGGUUGCUUUUGAAUUUAGGCCUAGUGCUAGAAGCUCAGAAAGAUCAUGGAGAGGCUGUUGAUUUAAUGGAAAAGGCUGCAGUAUUAUGUCAGACUCAUAAUUUGCGAGAAGAUUUUCAUAGAACACAAAUUGCUUUGGGAGGAAUUUACGACCGUCAGUGCAAUUAUGAAUUGGCAUUAAAACAUUUCGAAAAAGCCGCCGAGAUCGAUAAUACAUCUCUAAAAGCAGAAGCACGAUUAUUUCAAGCGGAAUUACUUUUGAAAAUGGAACGAUGGCAAGAAUCGCGCAAGAUGUUAGUGUCUUUGUACGUUGCAACCAAUUUACCACAAAAUCUGAAACAUCAAGUUGAAAAAUGCCUUAGGAUAGUUGCAACUUUACAUACUACCGAGCAUGCUUUAAGCGAAGAAGAAAGUACGAGCGGUAAGUUGAAACUUUACGAAACAUUAGGAGAUGCAGCGGUUGCUGCAAGUUGUUUUGAAAAAGCUGUCGAUUAUUACAAGAAGAUGCUCGAAUGCGCGGAAGAGAUUAAAAGUGACCGUACAGGAGCAGCUUUGUUAAGUCUGGCACAAACUUUGAAAGAUGUUGGACGAUACGAUGAAGCGUUAGAAUUUGCUCAAAGGGAGUUGAUGUUAUGCACGGAUCCACGUGAAACAUGUAGGUCUGCUUUAUUUUUGGCAGAUUUAUUAAUAGCUAAUAAAGCAGCUGAUGAAAAAAUUCAAGAAAUUUAUAAUUUAGCUUUAAAAAAUGCAAAAGAUUGUGCCAAUUUUUCGUUGGAAGCGUCGGUACUAAAAGAACGUUUAAAUUUUUUAAAAACUUCCGGUAACACAGACGAAAUAGAAACUCUUCAGGAAAGAUUAAAAGAGCUGGACAAAUUUUCGGAUGACACAGACAGCGAAAAUGAAUCGGAAGAAAAUAACAUUGGUGCAAACAUUUGUUUGGAAGAUUUGUCAGAUGUAGAAACCGAAUUGAAAGCUAAAGGAAGUAGCAAGAUGAAUAGAAAACGAGCUAGAAAUAAAUCAAUGAUAAUAAAAAGAAACGAGAAAGGUGAAACACAGCUUCAUGUUGCUUGCAUUAAUGGAAAUAUCGAAAACGUUGAAAAGUUGUUGGAAGCCGGUCAUUCAACGAACGUCAGGGACAAUUUUGGUUGGACACCACUUCACGAGGCCGCUAAUCAUGGUUACGUGGAAAUCGCAGAGUUGCUAUUGAAACACGGUGCAGAUGUAAAUGAUCCUGGAAGCCUCAUGUGCCAAGGAGUUACGCCUCUUCACGACGCAGCGUCUUGUGGUAAUAUUACGAUGAUGAAGCUUUUAAUUCAACACGGAGCAAACGCAGAACUUAGAACAACUGAAGAUGAUUCAGUGCUAGAUUGUUUAGAACAAUGGAGAAAUCGCGUUGAUUAUUUGUCUCCCAACGAUCAAGCCGAGUAUGAUGAAAUGUAUAACAUAUUGUCUGCUAUAAUCCCAUCAAGUAAAAAGAAAAAUUUUAAACGAUUGCAUAAAUCACCGCAUAGUUCAAAAACUUACAUCGUUGACGAAGAUGAUAACGUAAAAAACAUAUCUGCAGGUGAAGAUUACAAAAGAACAAUAGCCAGUUUGAAGCGUAGAAAUGAUCCAAUUGGAAUACCUUUGUCUCGCAAUAACUCUAAUAUAAAUCCACUUUUAAACAGUGAAGAAGUUCUUUUAGAUGAUUGGUUAGAAGAUGAUAUCAGUGAAAAUAUCAGCAAUAGAAGAUAUUCCGAUGAAACAUCAACUUCAAUUACGAAAAGAAAGUCAAGCAAUGGCGAUAUUGAUUUUGAGAAAAAUUUAAAACGACAGAAAACAAAUAAUGAAAAUUUUGUACUAAAAGAACAAAAAUUUGAUUUAGAAGAAAAAGGUAGCAACGAUCGUUGCGAUACCGUCGAUACGUGUUCGAAUUCGUCCAAACUUCGAAAAAGAAAGCAGCAAACGUCCUUGUUAUCGAUUGGAUUUUCCAGAAAUCCGAUUUCUCGAUCUCCUUCUCCUGUAAUUUCAUCACCUACGGAAUUCAAAUUACAAGAAACAGAUUCCAUAAGAUCAAUUAUUUUAAAUGUUUCCGUGGAAGGAAAAGUAUUCAAAACGCAAGUAGAAUUUUCAAAUACGACAAAACCAUUAAUACAAGAUAUUUUAGCUGACAUUGAAACACAAUUUUAUAACGAUAGUGGCUGUAAAGCCAAGUUUGAUUUAAAAACUGUAAGUGGUAUUGCGAUAAAUUGUAAUAAUUUACUUACGAUUUUGAACGAAGGAGAUAUUAUUAAGAAUUUGAAAUGUGAAAUAAUUGAAUUGGAAACACCUUCUAUCGUCGAUCGGUAUGGAACGAUUUGUAAAACUUACGACAUUGAUGUUCGUGACUCCGUAUUAAAAUGUUUAAAAUCAUGCGAGAACACACGUAUAUUACGAUUGAAACAAGGGGAUAUUAGUAAGAAAGAACUUGUAUCUGUAUUAAAGACUUUGAAAUAUGAAAAAAAUGUCCAAAUAUUAGAUUUAUCUGGUGGAGAGUUGUAUGAAAUGGGAAAAGAUUUAAACGAUUGUAUUUUAAAGUUGUUAUCUUUACAAGAAUUGUGCCUACAAGGCUGUGACAUUGAUUCGAAUUGUUUAAGUAAAUUAGACAAGUUACCUGUACAACUUAAGCUAUUGGAUCUCAGUUACAAUCCGCUUGGACCGGAAAGUCAGGAUAUUUUAUACAAGCUUCUUAGUCCUUUGACACAACUUCAAACUUUAAAAAUACGAUAUUGUCAAUUAUGCAAUUUUCAAUUUAUUUCGAGCAACUGCAGCCUUGUAAAUAUAGAUAUUUCGUGGAAUAGCUUCAAUGAAAAUGGACUCUGUAAUACUUUACAGAGACAGCUACUUAAUUUAAAUUUAUCAAAUACCGUGUAUUCAAGCGAAUUUAAUUUAGUGAAAAACAUUUUUACUACUACGAAUUUUUCGUUUUUAAAUUUGGAAUGUUUGGAAGUUGCUGCCUGUGAUUUAUUAGAUAUCGACGUAAGAAAUAUAUUGUCACAAGCUUCAAAUCUUUCCAAGUUGGUACUUAGAGGAAAUAGAAAUAUAGGAGUACAGUCUCUGAAUUUGUUAUUGAAACAUACGCCAACGUUAAGAUAUAUUGAUGUCAGUGGUUGUAUGACUAUUACCGAUUAUCCUGAUGUUGAAAUAUUUAUUGAAAAUCCUGUAAUUUGUACAUUAAUUGUGAGCAUGUAUCCUGAAGUGUGUGAACAUUGGAUACGUUUGUGGCGAGGAAAUGGUAUUGUAAACAAAUUACCGCACAAUCUUGUUAUUUUUAAACCAAUUAAAGAGAUAGAAAGAUGAAAUUUAAUAUUUUAUAUAUAUAUAUAUAUUAAUACACGUGUAUAAAGGAACAAGAGAAUAUCAUAAAUUACAGUUGAUCUUUUCCAGUUGUAAAAGUUUUUAUUUUAUCUUUGUUUUUUAUAUAUCAUAGAAAAUAAUCGAUUACAAUUAUGUGUUAGUACUUAAGUAACGUGUACUGAAUCUUGUUGAAUAAUGUAUAAAGUUCGCGCUACUUGUUCUAUUUUUUGACACAGGUUGACGUACCUCGA